AUGAAUGAAGUGAUAUCUUCCACCACGACCACUACAGACCACAGACAAUUUAAACCUAAAUCUAUUCUCCGAAACUCCAAAUCAUCUCCAAUACUCAAUAGCAAUAAGAAUAGUUCUGCAACAAUCGGAGGCUCCGCUAAAAGCAAACUUCCUAUACUCAAACAUAAGCUCGGUACCGGAGGAGCAGGAAGCUCAUCAAAUAAGUUUUCCAGCGUAGUACACAAAUUUGUAGCUAGCUGUAACACCUUCUUGGAAAAACUUCGAAGCAUUUCAGACGAAGUUUUCUCAGUGGACGAGACAAUAAAAGAGUACUUUGUAUCUUCGGACGGUGACGAUUCAAGAUUGGAGAAAAUCACGAAAUCCAACAGAGGAUACACUUCAGCGGAAGAGAGGUUCAUAGAAGAGUUCAAAGAAUCCAAGAGCCUUGAGGUAAUGUACCAAGAGCGCAGACAACAGAAAGCAGCCGAACAGAGACUCGACCAUUCCAUUCCCCCACCUGUACCACCCAAACUGAAGCUGAAAAUGGCCACAGAACAUAGAGUGUCCCUUCAGGACGUUAUACGCCAAACCAGCGGCGAAGGAGACUCUUCUUCAACCCUCAAUGUUUCCUAUCACGACUUGGACGUGUGUGAAAUGAGGAAAGAGUUUGAAGUCAGCCCGCCUUUGGAAAGCACUUCAACGCCGUCUCCCUUAUCGUCAUCUGCAUCAGAGUCUUCCUCGUCGCCAUCUCCAGCAACUGAAAUAAAUAUAGGUGAAACCCUUUGGAACUACCGUAGGACGAAGUGGUUGCACACCGACAAAACCACCGAGGAACUCGAGGACAGAAUUAGCUGUAAUCAGAUCGAAGAGUUGCCACAUGAGCUGCAAGUCAAGAUCUACACCAAUCUUGUGAACAAGGGGAAAGUUUUAAAGCAAGACAAGAGGCUAAAUCUUCAAGAUUUGGUGGUAAUUAUCAACGCUGGGUGGGUAGCAGAGGAUAAAUGGGAAAGGGCAGCUAAAGGAUUGGCGUAA
Molecule: messenger RNA, 1011 nt
Organism: Dujonia railenensis
Lineage: Eukaryota; Fungi; Ascomycota; Pichiomycetes; Serinales; Debaryomycetaceae
Source: the annotation of a GenBank genome assembly